UUCCCUUUUAUGCGUAUUCAUCGUUAUUCACUGGUUACGUUGUAUUAGCCAUUGUAAAUGUUUGGCAAAACAUCAAAAAAUCUAUUUUGGAAGUGGUCCGUUGCGUGUGUUCCAAUUUUACCAACUCUCUUCAUUUAACUAGUAUUUUUAACCCACACACGUGAACCGAUAACUAGUGAAACAAGCAAAAAUGUGGCGUGAACGUGUUUACAACGGCACCCUCCGGCCCAAAACCGAAGAAGUUAUAACCGGGGGUUACUUGAGCGAUUUAUUAGACGGUCUUAACUACACUGUGCCUACAAAUUACUCAACGCGAGUAUCCGAGGCACAUGAUGUGAAUUUUAUCACCACUGGUCUCUAUUUGGGCGACAAAUAUGCGGCCAAAGACAGGCGGUUUUUGCAACGGAACGGCUUCACGCAUGUUUUGAACGCGGCGGAAGGUAUCGACGAGUACCAAGUCAACACAAAUCAAUAUUAUUACAAAGAUGCGAAAAUAACAUAUCUGGGAAUACCGGGACACGAUAGGCCUUCUUGGAAUAUCUCUGUUUAUUUUGAUAUAGCAGCGCGAUUCAUCGAUCAGGCUGUUAAGAGCGGCGGAAAAGUAUUAGUGCAUUGUGUGGUCGGGAUAUCGAGAUCUGCGACCUUUGUUAUUGCAUAUCUCAUGAUUUACAAAGGUAUGAAUGCGGCUGAAGCGCUGGAUUUUGUGUUUAAAAAGAGGCGGGUGUACCCCAAUCCCGGGUUUUUGAAUCAUUUGGCACAACUCAAUUCUGUUUUGAACAAGACGCGGCAACCCACCUUCAAAAGUUAUCUACUUUGAUAGGAAACCGACUUUAUUAGUUUGUAAUAAUGACGAUAAUAAAAUUUUUGUUGGUA
This is a messenger RNA of Tribolium madens (black flour beetle), 873 nucleotides long. Its product is annotated as dual specificity protein phosphatase 3-like. Gene Ontology annotation, cellular component: cytoplasm. The coding region runs from base 191 to 817 and encodes 208 amino acids. Gene Ontology annotation, molecular function: protein tyrosine/serine/threonine phosphatase activity; MAP kinase phosphatase activity. Lineage: Eukaryota; Metazoa; Arthropoda; Insecta; Coleoptera; Tenebrionidae. Gene Ontology annotation, biological process: negative regulation of MAPK cascade; protein dephosphorylation. The record is from RefSeq and is a predicted model, not a curated record. The transcript has 4 exons.